GGAACCCAUCUUCGCAAUUCAAGAGAGGCUUAAUUUCCAAGAGAGAGAAAGAGUCAUAAACAAAGAGAUUUACUUUCUUUCGCUGCUGUGGGAAGUGACGGUUUUGUGCUAAGCUUUCUGCAGCGGUGUUUAGAAAUCUCUCUCUAAGUUUCCAUAACAAAAACAAUGGCUCGUUCUUUCUCCAACGCUAAGCUUCUCUCUGCUCUCGUCGCCGAUGGAUUCUCUAGCACAAUCAUCAGACGUGGAUAUGCGGCGGGUUCUCAAGGAGUUGCGUCGAGCGUGGUUAGAGGAGGAGGUGCUACUAAUCCUACAAGUGUAAACGUGGUUAAGAAUUCCGGGGAAGACAAGGUGAGCUCCGCUUCAAAGGUCUCGUGGGUCCCCAACCCGAAAACCGGGUUUUACGGACCCGAGAAUGGCGCCGAAGAGAUCGACGCGGCCGAGCUACGUGCAGCGCUCUUGAAGAAGCACUAAGAAAAGAAAAAUUCUUGGUAGUUUUUUUAGGAAACAACGAAAGGGGAAAAUUGUACGAGGAAUGGGCUGUCGGCGUGUUUGGGUUUGAAUUCUUCGGAGUUCGGGCUUCGCCGGAAUAUAUUUGUGAUUGUUGUAAUAGCUGGUUCCUCCGUCCUCUGCCUUAGGGACUAUAUAAUAUAAAGCAUGUACCCUAUUUAUUAAUUUUUGCAAUAAAAUGAUUUUAAUUCGUUGAAUUUA
Molecule: messenger RNA, 708 nt
Organism: Prunus dulcis (almond)
Lineage: Eukaryota; Viridiplantae; Streptophyta; Magnoliopsida; Rosales; Rosaceae
Product: indole-3-acetic acid-induced protein ARG2
Exons: 2
Coding region: 166-471 (101 amino acids)
Biological process (GO): response to stress
Cellular component (GO): mitochondrion
Source: RefSeq, a predicted model, not a curated record